Messenger RNA from Funneliformis mosseae, 148 nucleotides. Lineage: Eukaryota; Fungi; Glomeromycota; Glomeromycetes; Glomerales; Glomeraceae. The record is from the annotation of a GenBank genome assembly.
AUGAUUGUCUACAAAGAAAAUGCUUAUGUUAAAGCAUUAUUGAAUCAGAUAUUCCAUCUUGAUGUUGAAGAAGUUCAAGCCGAAGAUUAUAUUAGCAUUAUCCUAGUCAGACCAAAUUCAUUUUUAACGUUAUUGAAACCGAACAAAG